Messenger RNA from Aphanomyces invadans, 447 nucleotides. RefSeq lists its product as hypothetical. Bases 1 to 447 code for a protein of 148 amino acids. Gene Ontology annotation, molecular function: calcium ion binding; enzyme regulator activity. The record is from RefSeq and is a predicted model, not a curated record. NCBI's taxonomy places the organism in Eukaryota, Oomycota, Saprolegniomycetes, Saprolegniales, Verrucalvaceae. The transcript is spliced from 6 exons.
AUGGUGUUGGCGCAAGAUGAGAUCGAUGCGUGCCGAGAAGCGUUCCUCGCAUUUGAUAAAGACAGAAGCGGCACCAUCGAUGUGUGGGAGCUUCGCCAAGUUCUCGAAGCCAUGGGCCAGCAACCGACCGAGGAGGAGCUGUUUCAAAUGAUCAGCGAAGUCGAUGAAGACAUGAGCGGCGCGAUCGAUUUUGCCGAGUUUCUCCAAGUCAUCGACAACCAAAAGGACCGCGCCGCGCUCUACAACGACGAAAGCGACAUGAUCGAUGCAUUCGUCGCGUGCGGCGGCAAGCCAGACAAGUCUGGCGUUGUCCGGCGCGACACCCUCGUCAAGAUCAUCAAAGUCGACUUUGGGCUCACGAUCAACAUCGAGGACAUGAUCAACAAGCUCGACGUCGACCAGAGCGGCGAGAUCGAGUUUGACGAGUUCAAAGCUAUCUUGACGUAG